ACGACAGCGCACGUUCAUUGGCACAGACGUGUUCCGUUUUCCGGUAGGAAGAGGACAGGUGUUAAGAAAAUAUCAGGAAAUGUGUUGGAGACAGUAGUCAGUUAGACAGUAGUCAUGCCUGGUAGGAUAUGUGUGCUGCUGGUGCUUCUGUGCCUCGUGAGUUUCUGCCGCGGUAGCGAAAAGCCAGGGGAGGUGCUCCUGGUCGUCGCCUGCCCACCGUAUCCUUUGCAGGCGAGAAAUGAGUGCUCAGCCUUAUCGCACAGCGUGCUGGAGCAGCAGCGAGCACUGGUGCUGGCCGGGAUCUUCUCCGGAGACUUUGUCCUGAAGGUUCAUGUGAUGCAUGAGCUAUUCAACUACUGGACCCUGGUGGACGCACUGCCUCAUCUGCGAGCCCAGGCACGUGUGCUGGGUGCGCGCACGGAAUGGAUUAUAUGGUGUCAACACAACACGCGUGUGACCUCGCUGCGCGGCCUGCUCGAGCAACUGCGUCGCCAGGACCCCAGGGAGCUCUCCUUCUACGGCCACGCCCUCUACGAUGCGGAGGCCACCAUUAUCCACCACUUCUCGAACUACCAGGAUCCCCAGCGGUUCCCGUACCCCAUGCUCAGUGCCGGAGUCGUUUUCUCUGGUGCUCUGUUGCGAAGGUUGGCGGAUCUGGUGGCUCCCAAUGGCCACAACAUCAGCCUUCACAGCGACUUCUCCAUUGAUGCCUCUCACGAGCUGGCGCGCUUUAUAUUCGACAAUGUAUCGCCGCAUCCGCACAUUAGCACCCCGAUUUCCGGAGGAAUCAUGCUGAAAGGUGCCAGCUACAUUUGCCCCACCGCCGCAUCCGUGCCGCACAGGAAAGUGGCAUGUGUGCUGCACGCGCAGCCGGAGGAGCCACUGACUUCGUUGGGGCAGCGGAGGAAUGGCUGUGACGAGCAGCAGCACACAACAGGAUCGCACAUAUACUUCGCCAUCAAAACCUGUGCGAAAUUCCACAAGGAACGCAUACCAAUCAUCGAGCGCACCUGGGCAGCCGACGCCCGGAACAGGAGAUACUACAGCGAUGUGGCAGACGCCAGCAUUCCGACAAUCGGCACUGGAAUACCCAAUGUGCAGUCUGGACACUGUGCCAAGAUGAUGGCCAUCCUACGAUUAUCCCUCAAGGACAUCGGCGAGCAACAGGACAUCCACUGGCUCAUGCUCGUCGACGAUGACACGCUGCUGAGUGUGCCCCGACUGAGCGUCCUCCUGUGCCGCCACAACGCCUCGGAGCUGGUGUACCUGGGCCAGCGAUAUGGCUACCGACUGCACGCUCCCGACGGCUUCAAUUACCACACGGGUGGAGCCGGCAUCGUGCUCAGCAUGCCGCUGGUGCGGCUCAUCGUGGAGCGCUGCAGUUGCCCCAGUGCCAGCGCACCCGACGACAUGAUCCUGGGCUACUGCCUCCAAGCGCUGGGCGUGCCGGCGAUGCCCGCUGCCGGAUUGCAUCAGGCCAGGCCGCAGGACUACGCCGGCGAACUGCUGCAGCUGCAGCCGCCGCUGUCCUUCCACAAGUUCUGGAACACCGAUCCGGAGCACACCUACCGCCGCUGGCUGGGAGGCAGCCUGGUCAACCGUAGUGCCCCGCUGGCGCCGCACCAGGAGCAGCCCGCUGCUGGACCACUCCACACGAUGAUGGGGCGACAUUCCUUGGCCGCAGGCGUCGGUUUGCUGCAGGAAACGGGGCUGGGCAAGCACCUGGAUCUCUGAGCCGCUGAGUUUACACUUUGUGUUCUUCUCUAUCAGCUUAAGUCCUCAGAAAAACCGUUUCAAAAUGGUGCGGAUAUCAUCUUGAGUUGGAGGGGCACGUAGAAUUUUGCGACUUUUGCAUAAAAUUACAGUUUGUCCUGCAGAUAGACACUAGUGGAGAUUACAGGGACAACAGCCAUGUGGUUGCCUCUGGCUCUUUGGAAGUGGAUUAUGGAUUAUGCUGAACAAUGUGACAUCACUGGGAGUCCAGCCAGGACAGCGGCGUUAAUCUUGUCCUGCAACAUCAAGAAGUUAAGCCAUCAGAAAAUUUAAGUAACCGCCCUGGAGCUGGACGGGAUGCACAACAGGGCAGAAAUUGUUUAAAAGAUUUCUUUUGGCCAAAGUGAGUUCAAUCCUUGGGGAUUUGUGAGCAUUUGUGAGCACAGGGGCGAGGUCGAAGUUCAACGGCGCUACAGCUGUGCGCAAAAAAGUAGUUACAGAGCUGGAAAUUAAAGUAUUGAACUGACUAAAGUUGAUUGAGUUUCAUUUGAUCAUAAAGUAAUAAUAAUUUAUAUAUUUAUAUUAGUAUAUAUAGUAAUCUUAAAAUAACAUAUAAAAACAAAUACCAAGAUAUCCAAACAGCAGAACUUUAUACCCUGUAAUCAAAGAGUAUACAACACAUAUGCAUUGUUUUAUUACUUCCGUAAUGCAUUUAAUGAUUUACAAAAAGAGUUUAUUUAUUUUUAUGUUCACAGGCGUGUAUUUCAUGUUGGGACCAACUUCGACAUCCAGUUCCCUGUUGAAAUGAGGCAAUUGUUUUAGUUUGUCUUUGAAUUUUGAAUUCCCGCACUUGGCGAUUUUAACACACGUAAACAUAUUGGGUAAACAUAAUGGGGUCCUUUCAAUUUAUAUAAAAUUCUUAAGGUGCUGCAUUGCUCUUAAGUUAGUUUAAGCUAUGGCCUUUGAUUUUAAAGCCUUCUUAUUUUAAAAGAUUUUACUUAUUAUCAGAACUAAUAAUAAACCUAAUUGGGUAAUGAUAUACAAGAUGUUCUUGUAGAAAACCUAAAUUAAUAAUUGUAUUUCAAAGUAAAGGGAGUUUUGAACUUCAUUCUUCUGUUUCGAGUUCUAGGAUAACACGUGUCAUCAAUCCAAACUUGCCACAUUUAGCCAACUGCCUGGAGUCAUUUGCCAGCCGCAAUUUGCGGAAAAAAUAAAACAGUAGGACUACAAUGAAGAUCGCAUCAAAAUGGGGGAUGCCGCCAAUGAGUUUCUUUCCUUUUUUGGACUCCGUGUCAGUUAACGUGCAAUAAAUUCCAUGUCCAUGUCCAAACUUGAGUUUAACUCGA
Messenger RNA from Drosophila yakuba, 3059 nucleotides. RefSeq names its product beta-1,3-glucosyltransferase. Gene Ontology annotation, molecular function: acetylglucosaminyltransferase activity. NCBI's taxonomy places the organism in Eukaryota, Metazoa, Arthropoda, Insecta, Diptera, Drosophilidae. Gene Ontology annotation, cellular component: membrane. The record is from RefSeq and is a predicted model, not a curated record. The transcript is spliced from 7 exons. Bases 115 to 1734 code for a protein of 539 amino acids.